CCUCCAUAUCGACAGAGAGCUGGGUGGAAACCAACUUCACAGGAAGAUUUUGGUGAUGGCGGUUCAUACCCUGAAUGUCAUGUUGCACAAUACCCUCUUGGCAUGGGCAAGAAGAAGGCAUCUUCCGGCAACACAUUGGCUCUACAAGUAGAUAGUGAGGGGAACGUUCGUUACGACGCCAUCGCCCACCAGGGCCAACGCCCAGGCAAGAUUGUACAGUCUCAAUUCAAAGACCUUGUACCUCUCUUUCACAGAAAAGACAUCGACGAUUCGGAGCGUAGUAUGGAUCGACCCUCGGAGGACGACGUACAGGAGACCGCUGACAAGACACGCGCUGCGCUUGAAAAGCUAGUCAACGGCAAAAUCAAAGCUGCCCAACCUAAAAAUGUGCCAGAUAGUCAAGGGAAGACCGCUUUCAUUCGAUAUACUCCAGGGCAGCAGAAUGGCGAGGCUGGGUUGAAGCAACGGAUCAUAAAGAUGACCGAUGUUGUCGAGGAUCCACUAGAGCCACCAAGGUUCAAGCAUAAGAAAAUCCCUCGGGGCCCACCGAGUCCUCCCCCGCCUGUCCUUCGUAGUCCUCCUCGGAAGGCAACUGCUGCAGAGCAGAAAGAGUGGAUGAUCCCACCUUGUAUUUCAAACUGGAAAAACAACAAGGGUUUCACGAUACCUCUUGAUAAACGGUUGGCUGCGGAUGGACGGGGGCUUCAGGAUAUACACAUCAACGACAACUUCGCCAAAUUCUCCGAGGCUCUCUUCGUUGCUGACAGGCAUGCACGCGAAGAAGUUCGCCAACGGUCUUUGAUGCAGCAAAAGCUUGCACAAAAAGAGAAGGAGUCUAAGGAGGAGAGCCUUCGUCUGUUGGCACAACGUGCUCGCGAGGAGCGCGGUGGCCUUGCACCCAAACCUACAGCUCAGAGUCAAGCUGCUCUUAAAUCUUCUCUAGCCGCGUAUGGCAGCGACAGUGAAAGUGGCGCGGAAUCUGACGAGGACAGUGAAGACGACGAAGAAUCUCGUAAGAUUCGUGAUCAGAUGAGGCAAGAAAAGCGAAGAGAGCGAGAGCGAGAACUGCGAAUGAAUAACAUGGGUACAGAGCAGCGGGCCAAGCAAAUGGCACGACAGCAAAACCGCGACAUUUCGGAAAAAGUUGCGCUUGGACUGGCCAAACCUACGCUGUCAAAGGAAUCGAUGUUGGAUUCGCGAUUGUUCAACCAGGAAUCGUUGUCCGGAAAUUUCGCCGAUGAGGAUUCGUAUAACCUCUAUGAUCGUCCUCUCUUCCACGGUUCUACUGCUGCCGCUGCAAUUUAUAAAGCGAGAGGGAAUAUUGCGGAAGGAAAUGAGGAGUCCUUUGGAGGUGGAACGGAGGAAGGUAUUGGAAAGGCAUUGGACAAUGAUCGCUUCAGUUUGGGCCAGGCAAGGGUUGGAUUCGAAGGUGCGGCAGACCAAGAGAUCAAGGAGGGGCCAGUACAGUUUGAGAAGGACACUGGGGAUGUGUUUGGCUUGAACCAGUUCUUGGACGAGGCGAAGACUGGAAAAAAGCGGGGGCUGGAUACUGGAGCGUAA
This is a messenger RNA of Laccaria bicolor S238N-H82, 1560 nucleotides long. RefSeq lists its product as uncharacterized. Gene Ontology annotation, biological process: mRNA splicing, via spliceosome. The record is from RefSeq and is a predicted model, not a curated record. Lineage: Eukaryota; Fungi; Basidiomycota; Agaricomycetes; Agaricales; Hydnangiaceae. Gene Ontology annotation, cellular component: spliceosomal complex. The annotation marks the transcript as partial. The transcript is spliced from 4 exons.